Messenger RNA from Closterium sp. Yama58-4, 1230 nucleotides. NCBI's taxonomy places the organism in Eukaryota, Viridiplantae, Streptophyta, Zygnematophyceae, Desmidiales, Closteriaceae. The record is from the annotation of a GenBank genome assembly.
AUGACCGGAUUCAAGCUCCUCAAGCGGGUUUUCGUUGACAUGACGGACGACGAUGACCAGGGGGUCACACUGCAUUGUGAUGGGCCUGGUGAGGAAAGUGACAGCGAUGAUGAUGUGAACCUGGAUGAGGUGCUCGGCUCACCUUCUAAUGACGGCGCUCCUGCUGCCGCGGCGGAACCUACGCCUGCUACUAUGACCGCCGUAGCACCUACCGCCGUAAUUGAUCCCACCGCCCCAACCGUUGCCGCGCCUAUCACAGCAAGUGCCGGUACUGCUGCCGUAGCAACGACUGCCGUUUCCACACCUGCUGGACCCGCGAGUACGGAACCUACGCCUGCCAUUACCAACCCUGUGGCCGCCUCGGCUCCAACCGUUGCUCUCGCAGUGGACGAGGCUACCGCAAAUGCUAACGAUUCCGCCGUUACCGCCUCAGCCGCUGAUAACGCUACACGUGGAACGACUACCGGCCGAGUGAUUGCCUCACCGUUGGAGUUUGCCAUCCCAGUUAACCACCGCAGCACUCGGUCCAUGCAGUUCUACCCCAAGUGGGCAGAGUUGCACGAGGUCAUCUACAUGAAGUACGAGGCCGCGGGCAUUUCAUCUGACGUUUUCUACUACGUCAUUAGCAACUACCCGAACAAAGAGGCGCUGGCGAUGCGGAAGGUGUCGGAGAGGCGUUCGAAUGUCAACGCAGACACCAAGCUCUAUGGCAGAGGUCCUGGUGGGUGCGUUCCGGAGAGCAAGUGGGAAAUUCUCGCGGAGGAGAAUGUGGUGCCGUCCAUCUCGCGUACCCCUGCGGAGUGGUGCCAUUUCUAUGAACAUCCUGUGUAUGGGCCUGGGGCUAACUGGCAUUUCUGUGCGAUAAGCAACCGCCCGUUUGCCAACCUGUCUUUCCAGCUGACUCUCCUUCUUGGGCUUGCCAGCAAGCGUGCAACCAUGCUGCACGUGAAGAUCCCGACUGUUGGCUAUGUGUGCAACGUGGUGGAGUGGCCCCUGGUGAACGCAAGGGGGCACCAAAACCCGUCUCUUGACACUGCAGAGGCAGUGAACCGCCAGAAUGUGGCGCACAAGAUCGACCAGGUGGUUGCCUGGAUUGCGGCAACGUACAAUGCCGGUGAUGUGGCUAUUUGGGACUCCAGGCCCCCUGCUGGCUUCAACAUGGGCCCCAGGAUCAAGAUCCUGGUUGAGGGCUAUGAAAGGGAGAUUUUCCCUAAUGGAACCCCACCUUAG